CUGACGGCCGAGGCUCGCUUCGUCGGAUUCUGGGGGUAAAAAUGUUUUGAAAAUCUAAAAAAUUUAAAUUUAGUUUUAUUAUAAAGCUCGAACGUCGAAAAAAUGAGUAGUGACGAAAAGGAUAGUAGCGAUGAGCUUUGGGAGAAAUUUCAGGAGCAAAGAUCCAUCCAAAAAGCGGAAGCAGACCAGGAAACUAAUCCCAGUCGGAAAAUGCUCAAAUCCUGGCUGAACAACACCUUCCGGAUAAAAAUGACCGACGGACGGAUACUGAUAGGAAUGUUUGUCUGCACGGAUGCCGAUGCAAAUGUGAUUUUGGGGAUGACCAGCGAAUUUACGGAAAACGGCGGAGAAGAACGGGUUCUGGGACUGGUGAUGAUUCCCGGCAGGUACAUCGUGUCAAUCGAAAUCGAUGAAGCCAACCCGGUCAAUGCGAAUUAGAAUUAGGAAAUUGAUUUAUUUAUUCAAACAAACUGUACACUAUCGGUUGGGACUCAAUAAAAAUCACUCGUUUAAUGUAUCUUAACA
Messenger RNA from Aedes albopictus (Asian tiger mosquito), 525 nucleotides. RefSeq names its product N-alpha-acetyltransferase 38, NatC auxiliary subunit (gene Sbat). The record is from RefSeq and is a predicted model, not a curated record. The transcript has 2 exons. Gene Ontology annotation, molecular function: RNA binding. Lineage: Eukaryota; Metazoa; Arthropoda; Insecta; Diptera; Culicidae. Bases 103 to 438 code for a protein of 111 amino acids. Gene Ontology annotation, cellular component: NatC complex.